This is a messenger RNA of Didymodactylos carnosus, 495 nucleotides long. The record is from the annotation of a GenBank genome assembly. NCBI's taxonomy places the organism in Eukaryota, Metazoa, Rotifera, Eurotatoria, Philodinida, Philodinidae.
AUGAAACUUACUUUGAUUAUUGCAAUAUUAUUAUGUAUAACUAUUCAGCAAGUCAUAGCUGUUGGACAAGAAAAAGCUGCGAGCACUGAUAGCAAAGAUGUUCAAUUACCUUCCAUUGAAAACAGUAUUUUAUCGUGGUUAAAAGAUAAUUUUCCAGCUGUUGAUAAUAUCAAAAAUAAUCUAACUAACAUAAUCGAUAAGUUUGGUAAUGCUAUUGAUGAAGGGCAAACAAAAAUUACUGAUUCAUUCAAAGGUGUAUCUGAACAAAUAAAAAAAUAUUUAUAUAUUGCAUUUAUAAUUGUUCUUCUAAUUCUCAUUCUACUUGCAUUGAAUUUGUGUACAAAUUUAUUUAUGUGUGUUCAUAUGUAUUGUCCAUCAUGUUUCAAACAUCAUCGAAAUAGUUCAUACAGCGAAAAUAAUGGACGUGAUUUUGAAAUUGGAACAACAACAGCAAUGAAAAGUCACUAUCAACAAAAUUUAUCAGAAAAUCGUUAA